Babesia bigemina is the source of this 924-nucleotide messenger RNA. RefSeq lists its product as hypothetical. The record is from RefSeq and is a predicted model, not a curated record. The transcript has a single exon. Lineage: Eukaryota; Apicomplexa; Aconoidasida; Piroplasmida; Babesiidae. The coding region runs from base 1 to 924 and encodes 307 amino acids.
AUGAAGACAAUGUCGUACGCGCUCACCACUCGCGACAUCGACUGCCUCGAGAGGCUGCAGCUCGAGCUUGAGUUAGAGAGCACGUACGCCGUGGGCAAUGGGCAGUUUGGGCCGAGCGACGCCGAGACCAUGCUGCCGAGUUCGCGCAACAUGCCCGGCCACUGCGAGCUCCCGCUGAACACGAAGGACAGCGCCGCCGAGCUGCAGGAGGCCGUCUCGAGCAACAUCAACAACACCCUGAACAACAGCUUCUUCUCCAUAUAUGGCGGUAUCAACGGCAUAUGGGACAAGAACUCGAGCUCGGCCAACUCCUGGCGCAACAGCGCCAAGGAGCUGGCGAACCGUUCCACCACCUUCGAGGAUAUCUUCCGCCGGUCGUUCUACGACGAGUACCAGAGCCUGUUCAGCCACGACGAAAAUUUGGAGCGCUACAGCGGCUUCUCGUCCCUGGCGUCCACGGACGGCACCGGCCUCUCGGAGCGGCUGAUCGAGGACACCCUGAAGACGGCUUUUGACCUGCCGCCGCAGGAGAACACGCCGAAGCCUGUUGAGGAGCAUCCUGUUCGUGCGGUGCAGAAAAACCAGCGCAGCGCUCAUCCUUCGUCAGGCAAGUCACGCAAAGGCUCAAAGCAACCCCCCCGCGACGAAGUGAAGGAGCCCGAAGCCAACGGCCGCAAAGAGGCAAGGGCCCAGGAGAAGAAGCGGCCGAACGCCUGGAAGACAAACAAGAAUGCCGGUGGCACUCCCCAUGGUGCGGGAUCCAACGCCCGCUCCGAAUUCACGGAAGCCGGCAGCAUCAACAACAUUUUGGAGGCGUCUGAAAUUUGGCUGAGGCACACCACUGGCUCCAACAUGUACAACAAGAAGGGCCUCCUGAAGAAACCCUUUCCCAACCAGGAUAAGUUUUCCUUGGGUGUGUCGUGA